Molecule: messenger RNA, 1083 nt
Organism: Leptosia nina
Lineage: Eukaryota; Metazoa; Arthropoda; Insecta; Lepidoptera; Pieridae
Source: the annotation of a GenBank genome assembly
AUGCCUCGUUUUCACACAGUGGAAAUAAAUAAAACGGAAUGGAUUGUUCCGGAGCGUUACCAAAUGCUCACCCCUGUGGGCUCUGGUGCUUACGGUCAAGUUUGUUCAGCUAUUGAUACACUGCACAAUAUGAAAGUAGCUAUAAAGAAAUUGGCUCGGCCUUUUCAGUCUGCAGUACAUGCCAAGAGAACAUACCGGGAGCUUCGGAUGUUAAAACAUAUGAAUCAUGAGAAUGUUAUUGGUCUUCUGGAUGUUUUUACACCCGAAAAGAGUUUAGAAGAUUUUCAACAAGUGUAUCUGGUUACGCAUUUAAUGGGUGCUGACUUAAACAACAUUGUGCGCACACAAAAAUUAUCUGAUGACCAUGUACAAUUUCUUGUGUACCAGAUUCUUAGAGGAUUGAAGUAUAUACAUUCAGCAGGAAUCAUUCAUAGGGAUCUCAAACCUUCAAAUAUUGCUGUCAAUGAGGACUGUGAAUUGAAGAUCUUGGAUUUUGGUCUUGCUCGACCUACUGAGACUGAAAUGACUGGAUAUGUGGCUACAAGAUGGUAUCGGGCCCCUGAAAUUAUGCUCAAUUGGAUGCACUACAACCAGACAGUUGACAUAUGGUCAGUUGGAUGCAUUAUGGCGGAACUUUUAACUAGCAGAACACUUUUCCCAGGAACAGACCAUAUCCAUCAACUGAAUUUAAUUAUGGAGGUCCUCGGUACUCCGGGGGCGGAAUUUAUGAAGAAAAUUUCUUCAGAGUCGGCAAGGAACUAUAUUCAAUCGUUGCCGGCCUUGAAACGUCGUGACUUCCGAGAGGUGUUCCGUGGGGCAAAUCCGCUGGCGGUUAACUUGCUUGAGCUUAUGCUGGAAUUGGAUUCCGACAAGCGUAUUACAGCGGAGCAAGCUUUAGCGCAUGAAUACCUAGCCCAAUACGCUGAUCCAACCGACGAGCCUGUUUCAGCGGCGUACGAUCAGAGUUUCGAAGACAUGGAACUGCCUGUUGAGAAGUGGAAGGAAUUAGUUUGGACAGAGGUAGUUGAAUUCAAGCCUCAUCCUCAACACAUGAAUACAGUGGUGGAAGUGAACGCACCAUAA